Messenger RNA from Jatropha curcas, 1784 nucleotides. The record is from RefSeq and is a predicted model, not a curated record. Lineage: Eukaryota; Viridiplantae; Streptophyta; Magnoliopsida; Malpighiales; Euphorbiaceae.
UCUUGUGCAGCAUCAAGGGACAUAUCUAGCAAUAAAAGACAGAGCUUCCCUUCUAUAAACAGCUCUUAGAUACCUUCUUCAAUUGAAUCAAAAAGAUUAAAGCAUGGCUGAUUUUCAAGAGUACAUAAUACUUUUUCUCAUAUGGCUAAUAUCUGUGAUUGCAGUUAGAGCGAUAAUAAAAAGAUUUCGAAGCACAUGCCAUCUUCCACCAAGCCCACCAGCCCUGCCAAUCAUUGGACACCUCCAUCUCCUUGCUCCAAUACCUCAUCAAGCCCUUCACAAACUUUCAACUCGAUAUGGACCAUUAAUUCACCUAUUCCUUGGCUCUGUACCUUGUGUUGUUGCUUCCUCCCCAGAGAUGGCAAAAGAGUUCCUUAAAACCCAUGAAACUUCUUUCUUGGAUCGUCCAAUAGCGGCUGCUGUAGAUUACCUUACAUAUGGCUCAGCUGAUUUCUCCUUUACUCCUUAUGGACCUUACUGGAAGUUCAUGAAGAAAAUUUGCAUGACAGAACUUCUUGGUGGUCGAAUGUUAGACCAGCUCCUCCCAGUCAGGCAUGAAGAGAUAGGGCAGUUUUUAAAAUUAAUGCUAAAGAAAGCAAAUGCAAAUGAGCCUGUUGAUGUUGGAAAGCAGCUUCUAAGGCUAACCAAUAAUGUAAUAUCAAGAAUGUUAAUGAGUGAAAGGUGUUCAAAUAAUGAAGAUGAAGCCAAUGAGAUCAGAGAGUUGGUGCAAGAGGUUGCAGAGCUUACAGGGAAAUUCAAUUUGUCAGACUACAUUUGGUUUUGUAAGAACUUGGAUUUGCAGGGAUUUGGAAGAAGGCUUAAGAAAGUUCGUGAAAAGUUUGACACCAUGAUGCAUAGGAUCAUAGCAGAGCAUGAAGAGGCAAGGAAGAUAAAGAAGGAAACAGGUGAAAGAGAUUCAAUGAAAGAUUUACUUGAUAUUUUAUUAAGUAUAUCAGAAGAUGAGAACUCAGAAAUAAAAUUGACUAAAGAAAACAUCAAAGCCUUUAUCCUGGAUAUAUUUGCAGCUGGGACUGACACAUCUGCAAUUACAACAGAAUGGGCACUAGCAGAGCUAAUAAAUCACCCAGAUAUUAUGAAGAAAGCAAGAGAAGAAAUAGAUUCUGUAGUAGGGACGAGCAGAUUAGUAGAAGAAUCAGAUAUAAUAAACCUCCCCUACCUCCAAUCUAUAGUGAAGGAAACACUAAGGAUUCACCCAACAGGACCAUUAACUGUGAGAAAGUCAACUGAAGAUUGUACUAUUAAUGGAUAUGAAAUUCCUGCAAGGACUCAACUGUUUGUUAAUAUAUGGGCUCUUGGAAGGGAUCCAAAACACUGGGAAAACCCACUUGAAUUUUGCCCAGAAAGGUUUUCUAAUGCAGAGGCAAAUGGAAAGAGUCAGCUAGAUGUCAGGGGGCAGUAUUUCCAUCUAUUGCCAUUUGGAAGUGGAAGAAGAGCAGCGUGCCCUGGAACUUCACUAGCACUACAAAUAGUACAAACAACACUUGCUGCCAUAAUUCAAUGGUUUAAAUGGAAAGUUGAUGGAGGGAAUAGCACUGUUGAAAUGGAAGAAGGACCUGGUAUAACACUUCCAAGGGCUAAUCCCUUAAUUUGCUUUCCAAUGACUAGGCUAAACCUAUUUCCAUCAUUCUAGCAAGGAGUUAAGACUACAAGGCAUUAGUUAGACAUGGAAAAUGCUACGUCUCAUCUCUUUUCAAUAAUUUUUCGCCUCUCUUUCUGGGAAGGGCCUGCACAUCGAAUUCAAGACUUCAAAAUGUAACUAAAUG